AUGGCGAUAGCCCACGUAGCCACCGAGUACGUUUUUUCCGACUUUCUGUUGAAAGACCCCACGGAGGCCAAGUACAAAGGGUUGCGUCUGGAGCUGGCGUUGGACAAAAUAGUCACGUUCCUCACGGUGGGACUGCCUUUGUUUCUCAUCUCCCUCGCUUUUGCUCAAGAGGUGUCAGUUGGUACCCAGAUCAGCUGCUUCGCUCCCACCAACUUCUCUUGGAGACAGGCCGCAUAUGUGGACUCGUUUUGUUGGGCAGCAGUACAGCAACAAGAUGACAGCUCACCACUGUGGCUGCACAAGUUCUUUCCAUACAUCCUGCUCUUACUGGCCAUCCUCAUGUACAUCCCAGCCCUGUUCUGGCGUUUCACUGCAGCUCCGCACCUCUCCUCUGACCUGAACUUCAUCAUGGAGGAGCUGGACCGCUUUUAUAACCGCGGCAUCAAAUUGGCUAAGAAUAUAGCAUCCUUAGAUAGCAAUGGUGCAUCUGAAGACUCCCCGAGUGCACUGGAUCUGACAGAGACAUGCUUCAAAUACCCUUUAGUGGAGCAGUAUCUGAAGACCAAGCGCUUAUCUCACAGUCUCGUGAUCAAGUACCUAUCAUGUCGAGGCAUGACUCUGCUGAUCCUCCUGCUGGCCUGCAUCUACCUCGGCUACUACAUCCAACUGGCCUCUCUCACUGACGAGUUUCCCUGUGACCUGCGUACAGGGGUGCUGAAGAACGACAGCAUGGUGCCAGCUGCAGUGCAGUGUAAGCUUGUGGCAGUGGGUGUCUUCAGGCUGCUCAGCUACAUCAACUUGGGGGUGUAUGUGCUUCUUGCUCCGCUGCUGGUGUACACUGCUCUUGGACCAGCUCGCCAGACCUCCAGCUUCCUCCGGCCUUAUGAGCUGCUGCCGGGCUUUGGUGCUUUGGGCCUUGUCACACCCUUCUACAACGACCUCAGUAUCUACCUGUUGUUCCUGGAGGAGAAUCUGAGCGAACUCAAAUCAUUUAAGUGUCUGCAGGUGCUUGAGUUGUUGCAAGAGGCCGGUGAUGAGGGGUUUGACGCCAUGUGCCUGUUGCAAACUCUUAGUCAGGUGAAGACUGAUGUGUUGGACAGUAAGAAGACGUGCCAACGCAAGAACAACAAAGAAACUAAUACAGCUGAGGAAUGAUUCUUCUGAGAUGCAUCUACCUUGUUGCUGAGUGAUUGGUCUGACCAGGAUAAGCCCUGGUGUGAUAGAAAAGACUAACUGUGAGAAAAACCUGUGCACUUACAUUCAUCUGAAUUUUUGGUGGCAGAAGCAUUAUCCCAAUCAAAAACAGAGGAGGUCUGACACUCCUUCACACAAUAUGUAGUUUGGCCAACAGACAUUUUACCUCUCAGAUGUCUUUUUUUCUAAGUAGAUGUGAAUACUCCAAGGACUCCAAGUGUCUCAGGACUGAGGCAAUCUGCUGCUGACCACUGACUGUUUUUCCUGAAAUUAAAUUCCUGUUUCAAUUUUUUUACAUGGUACUUUUCUCAGGAUCUUAAAUGCCUUCCAAUCAUAAUUUAUAAUAUAAGCCAUGUUCCUUGGACUGAAAUCUGUACAUUCAUUUUCUAGUUGCAAGAACCACUUCCUGCCCUUUAUGUUAGAAUGAGAGAAGUUUCUGAACACAGGAGUUUAGAUGUAUUUAUAGUUUAUAGUGAUUGAUGAAAAUGUGUCCAAAGUAAGCAUACAAUAAACAUGAAUCGUUAGAUAUUAUAAGAACCACUGGAGCAGUUUUGUCUGGACUGUAAAGUAUGUGAUUAUUAAUGCAUAGGUGUGAACAGGUGGUAUACUGUAUGUGCAUGUUGAAAGUAAAAC
This is a messenger RNA of Cottoperca gobio, 1827 nucleotides long. RefSeq names its product pannexin-1-like. Gene Ontology annotation, cellular component: plasma membrane. Lineage: Eukaryota; Metazoa; Chordata; Actinopteri; Perciformes; Bovichtidae. Bases 1 to 1155 code for a protein of 384 amino acids. The transcript has 6 exons. The record is from RefSeq and is a predicted model, not a curated record. Gene Ontology annotation, biological process: monoatomic cation transport; positive regulation of interleukin-1 production; cell-cell signaling. Gene Ontology annotation, molecular function: wide pore channel activity.